AUGUGCGCCGCCGCGCAAACAUCCAGAAAUGUCACCACCGAAGACACGGACGAGUCCAUCAACUACCGCCCCUUAGGCGAAAACUGGUGGAGCGGCGGAGCCUUCAGCAAGUUCGGCGUCGACCCCACUCGUCUCUCUGGCCAGAGCUGGAUGUGGGCUCAAUCGCUGCAAGGCGACCAAACGUCCGCUACCGCCACCUUCCAGUUCUCCGGCGUAUCGGUAUACGUCUUCAACGUGCUCAUCCACUUCAUCAACGUCGAAUUCUUUCUCGAUGACGAGCCCAAUCCUACGACAUUCGUUUGGCAGCCCUCGGGAUUAGAACACAUCCAGUACAACACAGUCGUCUACUCGCGAAGCGGUUUGGACAACACACAACACACCUUGAAGAUGCAACUGAAGAACGACGGCGAGUCGAUGAUCUUCUUCGACCGCUUGGUGCAUGCAAUACAGGAAGAGGACACCCCCGACCCAAGCCCUACCCCUUCCACAACGUUCUUUACACUUCGACAACAUCAACAACGAGGCUAG
This is a messenger RNA of Epithele typhae, 528 nucleotides long. RefSeq lists its product as uncharacterized. Lineage: Eukaryota; Fungi; Basidiomycota; Agaricomycetes; Polyporales; Epitheliaceae. The transcript has a single exon. The record is from RefSeq and is a predicted model, not a curated record. Bases 1 to 528 code for a protein of 175 amino acids.